AUGUUUGGCAUUUGGCCAACUGACUCCGCUCACUUCCAAGAUGAGCAAAACGCUUUGAAGCAAUACUUGCCAAACAUCUCCAAGGACACCGUCAAGGUUUUCCUUGUGGGUUCCGAGGCUUUGUACAGAAAGGACAUGACUGCCAGCGACUUGGCCGAUGCUAUCAACACCAUCAAGACUCUCUUGAAGUCUAUCAAGGACAAGAACGGUAACUCCUACGGUGACGUUCCUGUUGGAACUGUCGACUCUUGGAACGUCUUGGUCGACGGUGCUUCUACCGCUGCCAUCAAGGCCGCUGACUUCGUUUACGCCAACGCUUUCUCUUACUGGCAAGGUCAACAAAUGAACAACGCUUCUUACUCUUUCUUCGAUGACAUCAUGCAAGCUUUGCAGACCAUCCAAACCGUCAAGGGUACCACCGACCUCGACUUCUGGGUUGGUGAGACCGGCUGGCCAACAAACGGUUCCAACUUCGAGGACGCUUACCCAGGCCUUAACAACGCCAAGCAAUACUGGAAGGAGGCUAUCUGUGCCAUGAGAAACUGGGGUGUCAAUGUUUGUGUCUUCGAGGCUUUCGAUGAGGCCUGGAAGCCAGACACCUCCGGUAUCAACGACGUUGAGAAGUAUUGGGGUGUCUUUGAUGCCAACAGCCAAGCCAAGUUUUCCUUGGACUGUUAG
Messenger RNA from Australozyma saopauloensis, 678 nucleotides. RefSeq lists its product as uncharacterized. Bases 1 to 678 code for a protein of 225 amino acids. Gene Ontology annotation, biological process: cell wall organization; carbohydrate metabolic process. Lineage: Eukaryota; Fungi; Ascomycota; Pichiomycetes; Serinales; Metschnikowiaceae. Gene Ontology annotation, cellular component: extracellular region; fungal-type cell wall; cell surface. The transcript has a single exon. The record is from RefSeq and is a predicted model, not a curated record. Gene Ontology annotation, molecular function: glucan endo-1,3-beta-D-glucosidase activity.